Cheilinus undulatus (humphead wrasse) is the source of this 5389-nucleotide messenger RNA. It is a transcript of the gene hnrpkl, whose product is annotated as heterogeneous nuclear ribonucleoprotein K, like. Gene Ontology annotation, cellular component: nucleus; cytoplasm. The record is from RefSeq and is a predicted model, not a curated record. Gene Ontology annotation, biological process: regulation of transcription by RNA polymerase II; regulation of mRNA splicing, via spliceosome. The transcript is spliced from 16 exons. NCBI's taxonomy places the organism in Eukaryota, Metazoa, Chordata, Actinopteri, Labriformes, Labridae. The coding region runs from base 185 to 1477 and encodes 430 amino acids. Gene Ontology annotation, molecular function: mRNA binding.
UAUAAGAAACACACAAAGUCUGAGUUGUCGACGAAUCGUGCUCAGCCUCGCUGUCUUCCUUCCAUGCUGACACCCUGCACACGUUUCUGGGCGAGGAAACCGUGGACGGCCGCAGUAAACGCGGGUUCGCUGCAGAAGAUCCAGGGAGAGGAGCCUGUUUGCAUUUCCCUGCAGGUGCAAAACAAUGGAGGUGAAGAUCGAAACGCAGGACAAAGACAUCACUUUCAGCAGCGCUGACACUAAUGGUAAACGCCCAGCUGAGGACAUGGACGAAGAACAUGCCUUCAAACGCUCUCGCAACACAGAUGAGAUGGUGGAGCUGCGUGUGCUGCUUCAGAGCAAAAAUGCUGGUGCUGUUAUUGGAAAAGGUGGAAAAAACAUAAAAGCUCUACGCACAGACUUCAAUGCGAGUGUAUCAGUCCCAGACAGCAGUGGCCCAGAGCGGAUCCUGAGUGUGAACGCCAGCAUCGACACUAUUGGAGAGAUUCUGCUGAAGAUUAUCCCAACUCUAGAAGAGUACCAGCAUUACAGUGGGAUAGAUUUUGACUGUGAGCUUCGCCUGCUGAUCCAUCAGAGCUUGGCAGGGGGCAUCAUCGGAGUAAAAGGUGCCAAGAUAAAGGAGCUGAGAGAGAACACGCAGACCACCAUCAAGCUGUUCCAGGAGUGCUGUCCUCACUCCACUGACAGAGUCGUGUUGGUGGGAGGAAAACCAGAACGUGUCGUUGAAUGUAUCAAAGUUAUCCUGGAGCUGGUGUCAGAGGCUCCCAUUAAAGGUCGGGCCCAGCCCUAUGACCCUAACUUCUACGACGAGACGUACGACUACGGUGGUUUCACCAUGCUGUUCGAGGAGAGAGGCAGACGACCCAUGGGUGGCUUCCCAAUCCGUGUGCGUGGAGGCUUCGAGCGCUUGCCCCCUGUCCGUGGCAGCAGACCCCUACCUCCAUCCAGAAGGGACUAUGACGACUUGAGCCCCCGACGGGGUCCUCCUCCACCGCUGGGGCGAGGGGGGCGAGGAGGCAGCCGGGCACGUAAUCUUCCUCUUCCCCCGCCACCGCCACCAAGAGGAGGUGGAGACCGGUUCUCGCACGGCAGCUAUCAUAGCAGCAUGGACGACAGACCGAGUGACAGAAGAGGCAGAGGCGACCGCUACGACAGCCUGAGCGGAGGCGGAUAUGACAACAACUCUUCCUGGGAGCACUUUCAGUCCGGCGGCCGAGGCUCGUAUAGUGAUAUAGGCGGUCCAGUCAUCACAACACAAGUCACCAUACCUAAAGAUCUGGCUGGCUCCAUCAUCGGUAAGGGUGGCCAGAGGAUCAAGCAGAUCCGUCACGAGUCCGGGGCAUCCAUCAAGAUUGAUGAACCACUAGAGGGCUCUGAGGACCGCAUCAUCACCAUCACAGGAACACAGGACCAGAUCCAGAACGCCCAGUACCUGCUGCAGAACAGCGUGAGGCAGUACUCUGGUCGGUUCUUCUGAGGAGGACGGAGGAAGUCAAGGAGAAGAUUGAAGCCAUGCUGCCAAACUGUUUGCUCCUUCUAUUCAGAGCCUACAUUCCUCCACCCUCUCCCCGACAUAUCGAACUCUACUCCAGUAAACGGCUGUUCUAAUUCUGAGGAGUUUUUAAGAGAAAUGUUAAGCUGCCAAACAUCCAAGGAGGAUUCAGCAUCACUUUUCUGUGCCGGUGUAUUUAAUUUUUGGGACAUUCUCGUGCUGAGUAAACGCAUCAGUGUGAUAAGUUUUGGUGUUGUGAGCCACCCUUGGUCCUUAUCUCCCAUAUUUCAGAACAGCAUGCUGAAUGUAAGCGUUUUGUAAGGAACUUUGUGAUUUUCUUCUUUUGUAAUUCUCAAAGGUUGAAGCAUCAGAGGUGGGCACUGUUGAUAGAAAUGCACUAACAAAGGCAGUUCUUUCAAAUCUGUUCAAAAACGAAAGAAGUAAAUGUUAACAUUAAUGUUAGAACCUGUUCAAAGUCCAGUGGUCUCCUCUCCCUCAUCAUGAUUACUUGCACAGCUUCUGUGUUGUAAAUAUCUUAACAUAGGUUGCUAGAAAGUUGUGGUUUAGAGCAUUUCAAGGUCCAAGCAACACAGCAGCCAUAAACUACGUAUCCAAACAAAGAUUUAUAGCCACAUAAUUCACCACCUGAAGCUUGACUGUCCAAAUCCAGAAACAGAUCUAACCCAAACACCCACUUCAAAAAUACAAACUUUUUUGGAAUUCAAAAGUGUGUUACUAGGGUGUUACUUCUUUAAGGUCAAGCAGCUUUUCACAAUAAAAGCACCAAAAGCAGAAAUGGGUAUUACAGCUGGUUAUUCAGUAAGCGUUCCAAAGUACAGAAGGCUGUUUGCUGCUUGCUUAGAAAAUUAUGUUAACUAAAACUGAAAUCAACAAAAGAUAAAGGUUUAACUUUUUUUUUUUAAAAUGAUAUCCAUAUUAAUGAUUGAUGAAAACAGAACGCUGAUAAUUAACGGAUUAUCACGACACAUUUCAUAAAUGAUAAACAUGAUAGAUUGCUUUAAAAUGCAUGUAAUCAAAUGUAACCCCUUAAAGCCGAUUGUAUCACAUUUGAUGCAUACUUUUAUUAGGCCUUGAUUGAUCAACAAAACAAAUAAAUUACUUCAAACCCUUUUAAAUGCAAUCAGAUAAAUGAUAAAAAAAAAUGCCCUUCAGUAGAUUAUACCCCGCCAAAAAUGCCUGAUGUAUCAAAUGUGAUAUAAAAAUUUUAUGUGAAAUUUUAUGGCAAUUUUUCCUUCUUUGGAUUUUGGUAGAAGGUUAAAUAAACAUUUCAGUUCCAAAAAAAUAGUUUUUUUAGAUUUCAAAUCAGGAGAUACUAGGCUUUUCAUUUCUGUACUGCUUUUUAUUUUGAAUUUUUCCCCUUUAAUACACUAAAAGCUGUACCAGCUGUCACAGAUAGUUCUAAAUAACAGUAGAUGAACCAAACUAUUAGCUGCACUAAUGCUCGAUAAAAUAGUAAUGGUAAAUUAGUGAAACCCAGAGUUAUAAAUCUGUGACCUUGUUCCCUUCUUUUAUCAAUGAAGUGAACUCCUCCUGAACUGUAAUCCCAAAACAGGGGUAUGAAAUGAACCGUUACACCCCUACUGGUCAGUGAUACCUGGUAAAUUCAUCAUGUUAGCUCAAAAACUGCAUUUCCCAUCAUACCUAGGUAGUUAUUUCUCUACCUUUUUGUUAAAAAGAUUGCGUUUUCUUUCUUCCAUAAGAAAUCGAUCUGUGCAUUUCAUCCUGAAGAAUUUUCAAACAGCAUCAUGGGUUUGGUGAUCAGAAUAUAACCAACAAGUUCAUAACUUUUUGUUUCAUUUAUGUAGUGAUUUAUUUUCCUGUGACGAGGUUUCUCAAAAAAAUUUUGGUCAUCACAGGUUUGUUAUGUUCAGAUAGAUUUUUAUUUUUGUUAUUGUUUGAUUUUUGUGAUAUUCCAGUAAUUGGCCACAUUAUUUGGAGAAAACCAAAGGGUUCUUUUUAGGAAUAUUUAUCACAAGAAACUGUUCUUUUAUUCUUCAGACUCUAAAGUUGUUUUCUUUUUUUCUUUGAUGAGGGUAAGAGGGUAUUUUAAUCUCUACAAAAUAAGUGACUAAUGUUUAUCUGUAGAUCAGGAAAUAGUUUCCUUAUCUCACGAAAUAGAAGCAUAUUUUUCCGUGAUGGUUGAGGAAUUAUUCAAUUUUCCAUUAUCCAUAUAACAGCAUCAUGUUAACUCCAAGAGUGACCAUUCUCAGCUUUAACAUUAUUGAACAUAUUUAGGAAAUGUUCUUUUUUACACAACAUUCACCAAAUGAAGUGCUUCUUUGUAAGACGGGCUUUAAUGGAGUAGUUUGACAUUUUGGGAAAUAUGAAAUACCCUUUAGAAGGUCACUAAAAAAAAGUACGACUGAUCCUCUCAUUUGGGUAGCGAGCAAACUCCUCAAAAAAAUGUUUCCCAAAAUAUCAUUCUCUUGCUUUAAAUUUGAACAGACGUGCCAGUGUGAAACAGCCAAAAGAACAUUUAAGGAUUUUUGUGUUUUUCAUUGAAAUACAAAGAGUUGUAUAAAGUGUGUGUAUAUAUUUGCAUAGAAAUCGUAGUUUCAUUAGUGGUUGGAUCGGCCGAGAACACUUUCUGUUUUCUUCUAAAGAGAUGGUGCCAUCGAGAGAGAUUUGUACGGAAGCCCGAAGCAGACACGCAUCCAUACAUUGAAUUUAGCAGAUUUUAUUUCCGUGUGUUCUCUGGAUAAGAACACUGCUGUUCCUGUGAGGAGGAAUUAGUUUCAUGAUCUCCAGGAAAUGACUGAAACACAUUUUUCAGAAAGGGAAAGGCAGUGUUGUGAUCCUAUAACUAAAUCAUAAAGCCAAAAGCUUGGGAAAAUAACUAAAAUUUACUUGUCUCUGGAAAGCAGUCCUCUUUCUUUGCAAGUGUAGUGCUUUAACUUAUAAAAAUGUCAUUUGAAAAAGCAAUCUUACAGAAUUAUGGAGAUAGUGAUCUCUUAAUUAGAGGAAAAAAUGCAUAAAAAACAUGCUGCAUUUUCUAAAUGAAUGAUUAGUCUCAUUGUUGAAAAAACAAAAAAUAUUUUCUUUGUAUUUUUUUCUGGUGAUAAUGAGAUGCCAGUUCAUUAAUCUGGAGGACCAUAAAGACUAAAAUUCAAGGGCUUUUUAAAGACUAAAAUGUUUUUGAAUUUUCUAAAACUAUGAAGGAUAAGAUGUGACUACAACUAAAAAACAGUUACUUUAAAGACUAAAUACUAAAUUUAAAAAAGGCUGCCAAAAUAUUCACUGGUAAGAAGUGCAUUUUUGAGGAUUAUAGUGUGUUAUAAAGCUGAUUUAAAGAUUUAAAAAUCAUCUUGUUAAGCCACCCUGAUGUAGAGAAACUGGUUAUUAUUUUCUCAAGUGAAUGCAACAUGAUUGGUGUCUUUGGGCUUCCGUAGAUCUGUUUUUUUCUGUCUAUAUUAGGGAGGGGUCAUGCUGCAGAAUGCAUUUUUCUCAUGACAACUCUCACAGACUGUUCAUCCGAGAUGCUGCAUAUCAAAGGAACGGCCGUAAUUUGCCCGUACAACUUAUUUCCAGUCUUUAAAAAAUUUGGCUCUAUUCAUAGACAAUGUCUGGCAGUUACUUUCAUGAAAUAAGCUCAUUGUAACUAUUAAAACCAAGAAACAUUUCACUGAGAAAACUGAGAAAAAGGUCGGAGGUCUAAUCUGGGAUUAAAUUAUGUGUAGAAGUGGUUUAGAACUAGUUACAUGAGUGGUGGCUCGCUGUAGCUAAAGCUAACAUAGCCAAACUACCUAUAUAAUUAAAGUUACUACAUAAGCUAAUCUAGCUAUGUUAGCUUCAGCAUCAUGAGCUUAAGCAAAAAGAUAGCUAAAGCUAACCUAGCUAUGUAAAGAAUUUUAUAUUAAUGCUUUGUGAGUUUAGCUA